AUGGCCGACAUUGGUCUUUCAGACCAUUACCAGGUGCUCGAAGAGCUUGGACGCGGGAGUUUUGGUGUCGUCUACAAGGGAGUCGAGAAGGCUACUGGCGAGACUGUCGCCAUCAAGCAUAUUGACCUCGAAUCCAACGACGACGACAUCCAGGACAUUCAGGCCGAGAUCGCCGUCCUCAGCACUUGCGCCAGCCCCUACGUCACCCAGUACAAGGCAUCCUUCCUCCGGGGUCACAAGCUAUGGAUAGUCAUGGAGUAUCUCGGAGGAGGCUCCUGCCUGGACCUGCUGAAACCGGCCAACUUUAGCGAGGCCCACAUCGCCAUCAUCUGCCGCGAACUCCUCCUCGGCAUCCAGUACCUCCACAGCGAGGGCAAGAUCCACCGCGAUGUCAAGGCCGCCAACGUUCUCCUGUCCGAGGCCGGCAAGGUCAAGCUGGCCGACUUCGGCGUCGCCGCCCAGCUGACCAACAUCAAGUCGCAGCGCAACACCUUUGUCGGCACCCCGUUCUGGAUGGCCCCCGAGGUCAUCCAGCAAGACGGCUACAGCUUCAAGGCCGACAUCUGGUCCCUCGGCAUCACCGCCAUGGAGCUCGCCAACGGAGAGCCGCCACUGGCCCACAUCCACCCGAUGAAGGUGCUCUUCCACAUCCCCAAGAACCCGCCGCCCGCCCUCGACGCCAACUUCAGCCGCGACUUCCGCGACUUCGUGGCCCAGUGCCUGACAAAGGAAUACGACCAACGGCCCACGGCCAAGGACCUCCUCCGACACCGCUUCAUCCGCUCCGCCGGCAAGGUCGAGGCCCUGCAGGAGCUCAUGUCCCGGAAGCGGAUGUGGGACGCCAACCAGAACCGCCAGAAGCACCCCAUCUACUACCAGGAAACGCUGCAGACGCUCAGCCUGCCAAAGGACGACGACGACGAGUGGAUCUUUGACACGGUCAAGUCGACCGCCCCUCCCCCGCCCCCGCUCCCACUCCAGCAGCAGCAGCAGCAGCAGCCGCAGCCCAAGCGGCCCGUGGUCAAGCAGCGCAAGCCCUCAUCCGCCCUGUCCGUCGACGAGUCGAUGCACAAGCUCGACCUCAAGGAUGCGCCUCUGGGUGCCUCAUCACCGGCGGGUGCGGCAGGCACGGUCCGCAGGACCACCGUGCGCCGCACGCCGUCCCUGGCGCAGGUGUCGGCCAUGCACUCUGCCGGCGGCGGAUCGGUCCGCGGCGCCAACUCGGUCCGCAACCGGUCCGUCCGGAACGACUCGUCGCCCCGUCCGUCCGUCGCGCCGCCCAAGAAGCCCCUCCAGCCGGACAUGUCGUUUGGCAACUCGGGAUCGACGAUGCGCCUGUUCCGCCGCGUUCCCUCGGACGGCUCGACGUCCGGGCAGACGGGCCGGCCCACGUCUCCGGACGAUGUGUUCUGCGACGAGAACGCGCCGCCGACGGCGUCGUCGAGCUCUCCCAUCACCCCCGUCGAGCCCUACGGCAAGGAAGCCAUCCUCGGCCGCAGGCUGUACAGCAGGGCCAUCGAGCCUUCCCUGACGGAGCUGCACGCCCAGACGUCGGCCAUGCACAAGCGCGACGCCCUGGCCAAGCUGACGGACGCCUUCGCCGCGCUCGACAUGGUCGACCCGGAAGGUGCGUACCACCUCAUGAGCAACGUGGUCGCAUCCAUGACCCAGGACAAGAAGCUCAACUCGGCCCUGCUCAGCAACAACCCGGCCAUGGCCGGCUUCCACUCCGCCGUCUCGUCCACCCCGGCCGGCAAGAUGCUCCCCGACGACGGCACACCCCAGGGAACGGUCAUUGUCAAGAGCGCCACUCCCAACAGCAAUAGCCACGCCAGCCACGCCAGCCACGUCAGCGUCAGCAGCGUCGCCACGAGCAACGGCAGCCCCUCGAAACUGAUCCUCAGCUCCAACAACCCCCACCUCAAGAGCCAUCGACGGAGACAAGGGGGUUCCCCGGGUCCCGGCGACGCUGCUGCUAGCCCGAGAGAGAAGGAGAGGGAGAGGUCGCUUCUCGAAUCAAAGUAUCCCGGCAGGGAGGCUAAGCCGGGCAUGGAGCAUUCCAAGCUGCUGUCCGACGUGCUGUAUAACCGGUGGGCAGAGGGUCUCCGGGUCCGGUGGCCGGGGACGUGA
This is a messenger RNA of Geosmithia morbida, 2130 nucleotides long. Its product is annotated as serine/threonine-protein kinase 24/25/MST4. Gene Ontology annotation, biological process: protein phosphorylation. NCBI's taxonomy places the organism in Eukaryota, Fungi, Ascomycota, Sordariomycetes, Hypocreales, Bionectriaceae. Gene Ontology annotation, molecular function: protein kinase activity; ATP binding. The record is from RefSeq and is a predicted model, not a curated record. The transcript is spliced from 4 exons. Bases 1 to 2130 code for a protein of 709 amino acids.